UUUAAAAACAUCUCACAAUCAACCAACACUCGGCGCUUUUCUGCUGUCCAGGACGUGGCCCAACGUAACGAUCUGCGUCACCUGGACAUCUGCUCGGUCGAUCCACCGGGUUGUACCGAUAUCGACGACGCCCUGCACUGCCGCGACCUGCCGAACGGCAAUCUCGAGGUCGGCGUGCACAUCGCGGAUGUGUCGCACUUCAUACGACCCGGUACUGCCCUCGACAAGGAGGCCGCCCUGCGCGCCACUACCGUCUAUCUGGUGGACAAGCGCAUCGACAUGGUACCUGAGCUGCUGAGUUCGAACCUGUGCUCGUUGAGAGGCGAGGAGGAGCGGUUCGCGUUCUCGUGCGUCUGGGAGAUUGACCACGAGGCCAACAUCGUCAAGACGGAUUACUUCAAGUCGAUCAUACGGUCUCGCGCGGCUAUGACUUACGAGCAGGCGCAGUUGAAAAUCGACGACAAGACGCAGAACGACGCGCUCGCCCAGAGUUUGAGGAAUCUCAAUAUGUUGGCGAAGAAGUUGAAGAAACGACGACUGGAGAACGGAGCUCUGUUGCUGGCUUCGCCGGAGAUCCGGUUCCAAGUGGACAGCGAGACGCACGACCCGAUCGACGUCGAGGCCAAGAAAAUACGCGAGACCAACUCGAUGGUCGAGGAGUUCAUGUUGCUGGCCAACAUAUCCGUGGCCAAGAAGAUACUGGAAGAGUUCCCGGAGUGCGCCAUGCUGCGCAGACAUCCGGAACCACCACAGGCGAACUUUGAUCCUCUCAUCAAAGCGGGCCGUCAUCAGGGCUUUGAGAUCGAUACGAGCUGCGGCAAGGAGCUCGCCAAGUCUCUCGAGGCUGCUCACAAGGAGGAUAAUCCGUACUUUAACACGAUGCUGAAGAUCUUGGCCACCAGGUGCAUGAUGCAGGCCGUGUACUUUACCAGCGGUAUGGUGCAAGAGGCCGAGUUCUUCCAUUACGGACUUGCGUGCCCGAUUUACACACAUUUCACUUCGCCCAUAAGAAG
This is a messenger RNA of Copidosoma floridanum, 1013 nucleotides long. It is a transcript of the gene Dis3, whose product is annotated as exosome complex exonuclease RRP44-like protein Dis3. Gene Ontology annotation, molecular function: RNA binding; endonuclease activity; 3'-5'-RNA exonuclease activity. The record is from RefSeq and is a predicted model, not a curated record. Lineage: Eukaryota; Metazoa; Arthropoda; Insecta; Hymenoptera; Encyrtidae. Gene Ontology annotation, biological process: rRNA catabolic process; nuclear mRNA surveillance of mRNA 3'-end processing. Gene Ontology annotation, cellular component: cytoplasmic exosome (RNase complex); nuclear exosome (RNase complex).